This is a messenger RNA of Zalophus californianus (California sea lion), 1293 nucleotides long. It is a transcript of the gene CIMIP4, whose product is annotated as testis expressed 33. The transcript has 8 exons. The record is from RefSeq and is a predicted model, not a curated record. Lineage: Eukaryota; Metazoa; Chordata; Mammalia; Carnivora; Otariidae.
GGGCUGCUCCCUAGCAACCACCUAGUAGUCUUCACCAGCAGUUUCUGCAGUGUGGAUCUGCACUCCUGGGCUUCAGCACACACCAGAGUGGUUCACGUGUUUUCUGAUGUUAUGAGAGAGAGUGGAAAAGGCUGCUCGUGAGGGAAGAGUACCCAGAAGCAACUAGACCUCCGCCCCCAUCCUCCUUGACUGACGUCUCUUGGGACCUUUCUUUCCAGAUCAGAAACUGGCAAGUGAGUGAGCCAAGAAGAGCCUGAGAGAGCAUGAACAAGACAGAGUCUUCAAUAUUCAAUCUUCAAUAACCCUGGAAGUAGCAUCCUAUCACAUAUUCUAUUGAUUAGAAGCAAGUCAACAGGUCCAGCCCACACUCAAGGGGAGGGAUUCUACAAAGUUGACUAAGCUUGGAAUUACCUAUCCCAGAGCAAGAGUCGAUGGAGCUGGGCCACUGAGCAGGUACAACCACUUUGCCCAGGGCCCAUCUGAACAGCAAGGAAGACCAGCAGGACACGAACCCCUGGAGAACUGCCCCCAGCCCUUUGGACACCUCCAAGUUCAAGUACCAGGCCCCAGUCUCCCCACAGCCGACUCUGUACCGGGGAGGCAGCCCCCUAAGGCAGGUCCACCUGGAGGAGGUCAGGACUCCACCCCCAUCGAUCAUCAGCAGCGACCGUCUGUCCCCGGGGAUGGACCCCCAGUGUGGGUCCCCGAGGAAGGGAGGCUACAGACCCUCCUCGAGGGAGAGCAGGGCUUCUUUCCGAGAGGGGGCUCAGCUGAACCAGGGGCUGAAGGAAGGCCCCAACACAGGAGCGCAGGGCCAGAGGAGCAGCAUCAUUCCUGACAACAUUCGUCACAAGUUUGGGAGCAACGUGGUGGACGAGCUGGUCUCUGAGGAGCAGGCUCGAAGGGCCAUCGGUGAGGUCUUUGAGGGCCAGAGGAGGGCAAACUCAUGGCCCAGCAGGACCCAGAGUCCCGUGGAAAUCACCUCCAUCUUCUCAGACUACUAUGAUUUGGGCUACAACAUGCGAUCAAACUUGUCUCAAGGGGCCCCCGAGGAGACGAAGAGCCUCAUGAAAGCCUCCUACACCCCAGAGGUGAUUGAGAAAUCAGUGAGGGACAUAGAACACUGGCAUGGCAGGAAGACGGACGAUCUGGGACGGUGGCACCAGAAAAAUGCGAUGAAUAUGAACUUACAGAAAGCACUGGAUGAGAGAUUUGGAGAAAAGAGCAAAAACAAGAGCUCAAAGUAUUAGAUACGACUGGGAAGAGUUGCCCUCCACUCAGAGAAGGCGCUAA